Polychytrium aggregatum is the source of this 1122-nucleotide messenger RNA. RefSeq names its product signal peptide peptidase-domain-containing protein. Gene Ontology annotation, biological process: membrane protein proteolysis. The coding region runs from base 1 to 1122 and encodes 373 amino acids. Gene Ontology annotation, cellular component: lumenal side of endoplasmic reticulum membrane; cytoplasmic side of endoplasmic reticulum membrane; membrane. NCBI's taxonomy places the organism in Eukaryota, Fungi, Chytridiomycota, Chytridiomycetes, Polychytriales. The record is from RefSeq and is a predicted model, not a curated record. Gene Ontology annotation, molecular function: aspartic endopeptidase activity, intramembrane cleaving. The transcript has 5 exons.
AUGAAUUCGAUCGACCCCAUUUUCCUUGCCUACGGAGCCUUGGGCGUGAUGGCUGUACUGCCCAUCUACUUUGGCUCCCAUGCCUCGAUCAAGUAUCCGUCGAAGAAGAGGGGAGCAAAGCCCGAGCCCGUGGCCGAGUAUUUCUCGAUCCAAGACGCCGCGACGUUUCCAAUCAUCGGCUCGAUCACCCUCUUCUCGCUCUACCUGCUCUUUACCUAUUUUGACAAGGCCUACAUCAACUAUGUUUUGACGGCCUAUUUUUCGCUGCUGGGCGUCGGUGCGAUGGUGGAGUCGUUCAUGGCUGUGGCCCGGAAGCUCACCGGCUAUUCCCUGACUGGCGAAUACCGCCUGGACCUCUUCAAAAAGAAGCAUGCUCUCUUUUCUCUUCAGUUCGGAAACAUCCAUAUGGUCGCUGGUGCCUUCUCGAUCCUGAUUGCCGGAUACUAUGCCAUCACAAAGCACUGGAUCGUCUCCAAUGUCUAUGGCGAAGCCUUUGCUACAUCGGCCAUCCAGCUUCUCAACCUCGAUUCGUUCAAGACCGGCAUGCUGCUGCUGACGGGGCUGUUCUUCUAUGAUAUCUUCUGGGUCUUUGGCACUGAGGUCAUGGUCACCGUUGCCAAGUCAUUUGACGCACCCAUCAAGGUGUUGUGGCCAAAGGACAUCUGGCAGGUGAUCGAGCAAGGCAUCUUUUCCAAGCCGACUGAUGUGCAGUUCACGAUGCUGGGUCUUGGCGAUAUUGUAAUUCCGGGCAUCUUUGUGGCCCUGUGUUUGAGCUUUGACCACCACCAGUACCUCAAGUCCGAGCUGGGACAGAAGAAAAAGUUCUCGCGCAGCUUCCCCAAGCCCUACUUUACCGCAUGUCUUGUUUCGUACAUUGUCGGCUUGACCACCACUGUCGUGGUCAUGCACACCUUCCAGGCGGCCCAGCCAGCGUUGCUAUAUCUUUCGCCCGCCUGCAUCUUCUCGGUCUUGAUCACAGCCGCGAUUCGCGGCGAGCUUGCAGAUGUCUUUGCCUUUGCCCCGGCAACCGAAGAAUCAAAAUCCCCCGAAGCGGAACUGCUCGAAGCCGAGGCUGUAUCCAACAAGAAGCUUGCCAAGGGAGUCUCCAAGAAACAGCAGUAG